Messenger RNA from Acanthaster planci (crown-of-thorns starfish), 6958 nucleotides. RefSeq lists its product as uncharacterized. NCBI's taxonomy places the organism in Eukaryota, Metazoa, Echinodermata, Asteroidea, Valvatida, Acanthasteridae. The record is from RefSeq and is a predicted model, not a curated record.
AUAAAAUUGGCCCCAUCUAUUUUUUUUAAAUCAUUUUCAAGUCAAAAAGGAAGUUUUCAGGGGGUGUGGUACAGUGCUUUACUUUGCUCGUUCUUUCACCAUACUGACUUAUUGAAUGACAAUUCCAGGUGUUUAUUUCUAUUAUUGAAAAUAAAAAAUCAUUAUAGCAUGCAUGCAGUGAUUUCUGCAUGCAUUGAUUUGUCCAAGGCUUAUACAUGCACAGGAAUCCAUAGUCCUUUGAUUACAUGUAAUCAUGGAGGUGAUGUUAUGGCUAAAGACAGCAUCCUCUCCCAAGUCUGAAUGUCACCCAAUCUACUCCGUCCGGUGUGCCUCCUGCGUUUUCAAGCAAGUAUCUAUUACACGUUGUUUUCUCUCCUCGGGCCUCCAGGUCUGUGAUUACACAAACUACCGCCAGGGCUCCCCACCAACGUCUUUUUGUUUGUUUGUUUGUUUGUUUGUUGGGUUGUUUGUUUGUUUGUUUGUUUUUGGAAACUGGUUCUGAUCCCAGCUGAUAAGAUACCCGAUACCCUUCAAAGUAGUUUACUGUAACAAUAGAGGGCGCUGCAGAUCAUAACAAUAACUCCGUACAAAUGCAAGUGGCGCGCUCGUCGGCUCAACACAAACCAUACAAAAAACCUCCCGUUCCCUCAGCAGAAUACGUACUGAACUCUACGCUGUUUUUGCUGCAUCUCAGUGGUAACCGGUAGACGAAGUCAUUAUCCUUGAUGCAACUUAGCAAGUGAUAAGGAUGGUCUCCUUAGCAAUCACCAGUCUGCCAAAAUGACUGAUGACAUCAUCCAAGCAAUGGAGACUUCAUUAGCAAUGUAGUGAGUGUCACUGAGCUGUUCCACUCGAGCCUUCAAAGCAGAACUUAAAAAACUUGGCCACAAGGUGUAAUGUAUUGAACAGAUUACCAUCUGCCAAGGGCAAGACAAGGCAAAGAGUGGGUAAGUGUCAGAAAAGGUCAGGAAGUAUCGGGAAGUAUCACUGAGGACACACACAAGUAGGGGAGAGCAGAACACCUGCUGUGAAACUGGGAAUUUAUCGAUUAGGGAUAACACUAACAGGGACUUGCUGUUGGGCAAACUCAAUCAGAAUUCAUGGCAAACAAGAUGAAUAACUAGCGUAGGCCUUUUCACACUUCCUUCUGACUGUGCAUUUCGAAUGUAAUUUGUCUUAAACCAACUCAAAAUGAAACCUGUGACAUUUUUCAAUAUCAGACAUUUUGGUCAAGUUUGCAAGUAGAUUGAGAUGCAUUUAUGCUGGUAACCAGGAUAAUACUGUUUAGCAUGGUAACUUGAUUAUCUCAGGAUUAAAAAUCAGGAAAAGAGCUCACUCCUGAUUGUGAUACUGGAGACAUUGCACAGUAGUUGAUCAUUGUGAUUGGAAAGGCGACCAGUAGAUAAUUAGAAUUAUUAGUUGUAGGUUCAUGUAUUAAUUCAACACAAUUGAACAAGUACAGGUGUGUCAUAAAAGUACAUGUGCUCUUGUUAUGUGGAGACUUACUUUUUUGUAAAAAUUUGCUGAAACUGCUAACACUUUAUCUGAUGAAUUUGACACACCUCAAGUUCUUGUGGAUGCUGAUCAAUUCUAAACCUUUGGAGUAUGCUGCAUAAUUCUCUGAUCCAAUCUACUCAGUUACUUCACUGUUUUACAAAAUGUCCACUGACCAGAAACAAUUUACUCAAGGCACCUGAAUAUAGACCUGCUGACCUACAACAAACUGAACAAACACAGUGCGUUUCCUGGGAUAUUUGGAAGGAUUUUCAGUUUUACAGACUUGGCACGUCCACUUUGCCCAUUGCCACAUGGUCUAGUCCCUACUCUGCCUUUGGGCCUUUGCUGUCUCUCACAGCUCCAUGUACCUCAGAUUUGUCACUAGAGAAAGAAGACUUUAAAGUUUGGUUAGUGGAAGAAUCAGUAGAGGAUUACAAAGUGUAUGAUGUUCAGCCGAAAAGUCUGUGGCUUGGCUCAACAGGAUUGGUACAGUGUCAGUGAACUACUGAACCUUUUCGUGGUGUGUAAUUGCUUCUCAAGUAGUGAAUAAUCUUUUAAGAAUUUGUGAAAUCACUGAUGCAAGGGCUGUCCAUCUUUGACAUCCUCCGCUGGCGAGGAAAAUUGCUCAGCUUGAGAUAGUAUUUCGUUGAGACGAGUGAUGAGGUUAUUAUUAGAUACACUGCUCAGAGGGGGCACUUGGUGGAGUCGGUGAUAACAGCAAGCUCAUGAAGGAUUUCUUGCUGCGAGAAAGACUUAAGUGGAUUGCGAUAAGUGGUUAAAGUGUCAUCUAUAUUUGCAACAAAUCCUGUAAGAGGAUUCAUUGGUCAACCAGGUUGCUUUUGGAAAGGAUUUUCUACAUACACGUACAGGUUUUGAUGAACUCUACCACUUCAGUCUAAACAGCAGCCAUCAUUAGCUAUCCACUCCAUACUCUGUUAUUCACCCAUCUGUCAAAAGAAGUCCACUUCACUACAGAGGGUUACCAAUAGCAGGGUCAGUCACACUUUUCAGUGUCCCCAUGACAACCAAUUGAAGGCUUGAGGACGAGCAUUGCCUUUUCAGUCAGUAGUGUUUAUGAUGAUGGCCACAGAGGAUAACUCCACUACAGUACUUCCCCCUCCUCCAAACAGGAAUGGAGCUACAGGACAGCCAACAAGUCAAGAUCAAGCCACUAUACCUGUGGCUGCAUCAGCUGCUAGUCUGGUUCUUGUCUUGCUAGCAAUUGUACUCUGGUACUUCUUGGUGAGAGGCCAGCUGCGUAAGAAGCAUUAUGAACACAAACGUACCAGCAGUCAUCACAGUCAUCAAAGUCACCAAGGUAGCCUCAGAGACUGUAAUAGCAGACAUGGUAGCUUAGCCUCUCGUUGCCAUGGUACCCCACGAGCCUCACCUCACAACCACCGCAAAUCUGCCAAUGGCUCUCCACGUUCGAAAAGGAGUUCUCGUUGCACUUGUCAGUAUGAAGCGUGCACCUGUCCAUCAGUCCGAUCUUCAGAUUCACCUCUUCUCAUGCACUCUCCCAAGAGUAAUCGAAGUUCGGUAACUGAGUGCACUGGAACGUCGCCAUUUUGUCCCCAUUCCAGAAAAUUCAGGUUGCACAAGUUUGACAUUCACAUGCGUGACUCAAUGGACUCAGAUUACCAUCCUGAUGAUGAAAACAUGCCGGGACCAUCCAAUUCAAACCAGAACAGUAAAGCCUGCACUUGUAGCUCAGACGUCAUUGUCAAUAUGGAUGCUUUAGUUAGCUCCAGUGGUUCCCAAGUGAAUGUUGAAACCAGUGAUGGCAGGCAACCAGUGAACUGUGACGGUGCUGCUGUUUGUUCACGUAUAAAGCCAAUUAGCCAGGAAGAGUUUGCUAAACAUUGCACGUGUCGUGUUAUUCGUAAUCCUCUCGGUAACGGAAGAAAUUCCAAACGGCAAAGCCUCAACCACAGUGCUCCAGCUCUGAUUGGUUCUAGUAGUGACAGUGACUUCCAUGCUGCUGAAGCAUUGUGAUCUCUCUGGGAUUUGUAAUAGCUCAUUCAAUUGUAAACCAAGAAAGAAUUUUUUCCAAGAUGUACAUGUAGUCAUUUCAGCUAUUGUUAUUUAGCAUUAGUGAUCUGCCUACAUUGCCAUGGCAACUUUGGACUAACUGACCUUUGAGUAAGCAAGUAGAAUCCGGAUUGGAGCUGCUCAGCCUUACAUUACUUUAACUUAAAGUUGUCCUGCACCAAUUUUAUGAAAGGUGACAUUCCAUCACCUUUUAUCAUGUCCCUUGUACCUUUUGUCUUUUGUAAUAUACUAUUGCAAGAGAUAUGUAUUUGUCUUUCCUUAAGAAAAACAUGUAUUUGGAAAGGAAUACUUCACUAUGUACAUGUGUAUAUAAGAGUCAUUGAUCUGAGAUGUAGUUGCUGUAAUUAUUUUGACAAAUUGCAAUCUUUCAAAAAACAAUUUUUUCAGCUAAUUUCAGAUGAUUGAAGAUUAUCAAGGUAAAAAAGUGUUAUUGCUACCAUUGGGCAGGUAGUGAACUUGUGUCUGAGCACAUAGUGUCAAUAGAGGGCACUGUUACCUUCCAACACAAACAUUUAAUGAGACCUUGCAGUGGUUUCUUGCUACAUGCUGCAUAUCCAUAAUCAAUAUUGACUAACUUUAGAACAGAGCCACUCUAGAUCUCUGACAGAAAGUGGUCAACUGUACUGCUUUCAGACAGCAUCUUUCCCUAGUUUGGCAACAUCAUACAGAUAUACAGCUUACUUGGAAGUGUGGUCAUCAUGUGUAUGUGUCAAAUAACACGAGAAGAAGCUGGCAAGUAGACAUUGGCUUCAUAAGAUCUAUGGAGAUAUUAGAAAUGAAUUUGUAGGCUUUUAGUCAUGAUGAUUCAUUGUCGUUUUACCUUGUAUCAUAAAGGUUGUAAGAGUUCAAGCUUUGCAGAAUGUGGACUGUCAACAACUUGUUGAAGUGUAGUUUCUGUUCUAUGGUCUGGUUGAAUCAAAGGAAAUUAGCAUUUCUUGCAGUGAUCAUUGUCAGAAAAUGUAGCAAUUUAUCAGCUUUUAUAGUUGAGAUCAGGUUUUAAAGGGCAAGACAAGUAAACGUUACCAGAUUAAGUGUAACAUACUAGAACAAACUGUAACAAAUGCUGCCAAGUACAUGUACAUUUUUGGGUCUUCAUAUAAAUAUUGACAUUGUUGUAAUGAGCAGAAAUCACUGAAUACUCAGUCAUUGCCAAUUCCUACAAAGAAUUUGAAAUUUUAAAAACUGUAGAUUUUGUGUUGUUGUUUAUCACAUAAUUUUAAUGGCAAAAUAAAUAUCUUUGCACAGUUUUCAAAAUUUACUUAUAUUUGUCAAAAUUUGGUGUCUUUUACAUCUCAGUUUCAAUUUUAAGGAAAUACCUUUUUAUAUUUGUCAUUAAAAGUAUAUUUGUUGUUUUUGAAGAGAAUUGUCUUAUUUGUUUCCAUCUUCAGCUGUGGAAUUUGAACUCAGAAUGUGAUUUUUUGUACUGAAAUUAAUCUGAAAAGUAUAUUACUCUAUUAUUUAUUAAACACUGUCAAGUUACGCGUGCAGAAUCAAAUAAGCUAUACGUUCUAGAGCUGCUAAACGCACAAAUUUGCUGGCUGCAGAAAUCAUUCAGUCUGGCAGACUGAGAAUAUUUCUGGAUACUAUUCUCAAAAUAAAGAUUGACUACCAAAGUGUGAUGAAUAUCUGCUUGGAUAUAAGAAAUAGGGCCUAGCAUCUCGAAAAUGGGACCAAAAUGAUGGGUGCCUUCAUGAAAAAAAGGAAGUAAAUAGGGACUAAAAACUCCCAUUGUGUUCAUCUUUUACCUAAGUUUGAUCUACCUGCACAAUUGAAGUUAAUUAGAAAGCUGUGAACUCUACCAUAGAUGUUUGUGGAUACAAAAUUAUGGUCAAAUUAAGAGCAUUUCAUUUUGUCAUUUGACUUAUGGCUUUGUACUGAUCUCUAAUUUGUGCAUUUGUGAUGUUUUACCUACAGUACAUAAAAAUGGCAACAAAGGGAAGUCAAAAGAUAAAUGUCAGAAGUUGUUAAUGUGAAAUUCAGGGUAAGAGACACUGUAACAAAUUGUCUGUGUACACAGACUGGAAAUGAUACGGUUAUUUGUGUACACCUUCACUUCCAAUAAUCAUUUCAUGUCUUUCUUGAUUGCCCAGAAUAUUAGCUUAUGGAGUAUGCACUGUCUUGUUCUCACUGGAAUGAAAUGAAUCGCUUCAUCAUAAUGUUCAAAUUAUGUAACUGCUUUGUACAUCACACGCACAGACUUCACACAAACAGUGUAUACGCUUCUGUAAUAUAUUGCACAUUAGUAAAGUUUGAACUUUAUGGAAAGCACUUAAAACAUGGUUGGAACUGGAAAGGUUUGAGUCAGGGCAGGUGAAGGAAGAAGUGGAUCAGACAUUCUUUGAUGGGACCUCUUUCAUCAGGUGGUUAAUAGUGUAUAAAGUAACAGUUUUGAAAUUCAUGUAAUGGCAAUGGACAUUUCAUUCCAGCAAACUAUUUUAGGGAGUGAAAAAAAACACACAAAAUGGGCUUUCUCUCGAUGUUCAUCAUGCUGUGUCAUUGGGCAGCGACCUAUUGUUUGUGGCAAAGUAUGAUCUCAAAACAGUGUCAUUGAUCAAGAAUUGAUCACAGAGUAUUUGUAAAAGGCUGUUAUACAGAUUUAAAGAUUAAAGAGAAUGACUAUAGUGCUGCACAACUAUUGCACCUCUGUUUGUGCGUUACGAUUUACUGUAUUUUCAGUCAGAACACUAGAGCCAGUUGAAAGUUUUUGUUGCCCUUACUGUUUUGCGGUCUUCCAUCCCGCAUCUGUUUGAGAUCAAGAUUACUUCUGGUUUUACCUACAAAUUUUAAAUUUAAAAGUCCCAUAUUAAUAUGGAACUUAAUAAUAAAAUAAUGAAAUGUUGAGUCUUGAUUUUUCCCUUCACCGACAGACCUUGUUUAGCUUGUGGUACUGAAUGUUUGUUUCACUGAUUGAGAACUAUCCCCUGCAUUUCCAAAUAGAUUCUCACACUCGUAGUUCACCGUCGAUUGUACCCCUUGUCAUUAUGCGUAUAACCUCGCCGUGGGAUUGUUUCCCCACUUACAUGUAGUUUGAUAAUGGCUUAUUGUAGCCAUUUUUAUCGUCUACCUACUUUGUCAUUUCUGUCGGGAUCUUUCUUCCACUUUCUCACUUCAGGUGGGAAUCAACUCUUGGUCGUUAAAUUCGGUGUUGGAUGAAACCCUCGAAUACCAUUAAGACCAAACUGAUACUCUUACAGGGCUCGUUUUGAAUGGAUUUUGCGUCCAUAUUUUUUCUGCAUUUUCUUCUCAGUGGUUGCUUUAAAAAGGGCGUUUAGGAAGCGGUACCCUUCCAUAGGCAUUGUACAUCCUCAAAUAAAAAGAAUUAUAGAUAGCAUUCUCCAUUUUGAAUUGAUUCAAGAAGAUUAUUUUUAUACAGUGUAUUGUAUUUAAUAGUACAAAUAAAUCUUGAAAU